Anastrepha obliqua is the source of this 893-nucleotide messenger RNA. Its product is annotated as trypsin-like. The transcript has a single exon. Gene Ontology annotation, molecular function: serine-type endopeptidase activity. Lineage: Eukaryota; Metazoa; Arthropoda; Insecta; Diptera; Tephritidae. Gene Ontology annotation, biological process: proteolysis. The record is from RefSeq and is a predicted model, not a curated record. Bases 20 to 823 code for a protein of 267 amino acids.
UUCAAAGUAGUUAGUUAGUAUGGCACUUGGUCGCUCAGUACUUAUUAUUCCGGUUCUUUUUUGCCAAUGCAUUCUGGGCUUAGCCGAACCGGAAACUUUAGUAUGUGGACGUGUUGUAGGAGGUGUUUCGGCAGCUACUGAUGCAGCGCCUUACAUUGUUUCGCUUCAAGCGGGAAGUGUACACUACUGCGCCGGUAGCAUUUUAAAUGCGAAUUGGGUGGUCACGGCGGCCCAUUGUCUUACUUCAAAGUCGCAAGUGUUGAGCAGUACACUGGUCGCAGGCAGUAACGAUGUUACGGGCACUGCAAGUACCACACAAAAACGUGCGAUCAGCUCCUAUGUGGUGCACAGUCUUUACACUGGUGGCAUAGCACCCUACGACAUCGGUCUCGUGUACACUGCAACAGCUUUUCAAUGGACCAGUGCAGUGAAGCCAGUCACGUUGCCAUCAUCUGGAGUAGUUCCAACAGGAAGUGCAGAUUUAUAUGGCUGGGGUUCGACAUCAACUACAACAGUACCAUCUUAUCCCACUAUGCUACAAGUGGCCAAGAAUAUACCCAUUAUUAGUGAAUCCGCAUGUGUGAGUGCACUAGGAACCAAAGGUGCUGAUGUUCAUUCAACGAAUAUAUGCACUGGGCCACUAUCUGGAGGCAUUGGAAUUUGUACAUCUGACUCGGGUGGUCCAUUGGUUCAAACAUCGAACGGUGAAACUAUUCUAAUUGGCAUUGUUUCAUGGGGAAAGAUACCAUGUGGUCAACCUAAUUCGCCAUCAGUGUACGUGCAAGUAUCUGACUUCAUUUCAUGGAUUUCUUCCAACCAGUAAAUAAAAUAGUCGAGCCAAUAUUCAGGAAAUUAAAUGAUGUAAUAAAGAUAUAACGAAAAUGAACGCAUUU